Molecule: messenger RNA, 1706 nt
Organism: Amorphotheca resinae ATCC 22711
Lineage: Eukaryota; Fungi; Ascomycota; Leotiomycetes; Helotiales; Amorphothecaceae
Exons: 3
Coding region: 56-1474 (472 amino acids)
Biological process (GO): box C/D snoRNP assembly; regulation of transcription by RNA polymerase II; chromatin remodeling
Cellular component (GO): NuA4 histone acetyltransferase complex; Ino80 complex; R2TP complex
Molecular function (GO): DNA helicase activity; ATP binding; ATP hydrolysis activity
Source: RefSeq, a predicted model, not a curated record
CCACCAUUUCCCUACUAGAUACCUCUCCCCCAUAACCCCCUGCAACUCCCUCAAAAUGGCUGCUGCAAUUCAAACCGUCUCCGAGAGCAAGGAGCUGCGGGGUCUGAACCUCAUUGCGGCGCAUUCCCAUAUUCGGGGCCUUGGGGUCGACCCAGAGACCCUGGAGCCACGCGCUUCAUCACAAGGCUUGGUCGGGCAAGAGAAGGCGCGCAAAGCAGCAGCGGUUAUCUUGCAGAUGGUAAAAGAGGGCAAGAUUGCUGGUCGAGCUCUUCUGAUCGCUGGCCCUCCAAGCACCGGAAAGACAGCAAUUGCAAUGGGCAUGGCGCAAUCGCUGGGGCCAGACGUGCCCUUCACAAUGCUUGCCUCGUCUGAAAUAUUCUCUCUGGAAAUGUCCAAGACCGAAGCUCUUAACCAAGCAUUCCGGAAAUCGAUUGCUGUACGGAUCAAGGAGGAAAGCGAAAUGAUCGAGGGCGAAGUCGUGGAGAUACAAACCGAUAGGAGUGUGACUGGGGGGAUGAAGCAGGGCAAGCUUACGAUCAAGACGACCGAUAUGGAAUCGGUCUACGAUAUGGGAGCCAAGAUGAUAGAUGCGAUGACAAAAGAGCGUGUCAUGGCUGGAGACAUUAUCUCGAUCGACAAGUCAUCAGGAAAGAUCAGCAAGUUGGGACGGUCAUACGCAAAGUCACGCGAUUACGAUGCGAUGGGUGUGGAUACGAAAUUCUUACAAUGCCCAGACGGAGAUCUGCAGAAGCGCAGGGAGGUGGUCCACACGGUCAGUCUGCACGAAAUUGAUGUCAUCAAUUCAAGGACGCAAGGCUUCCUGGCCCUUUUCUCUGGAGAUACCGGUGAGAUCAGGAGUGAGGUGAGAGACCAGAUCAAUACCAAGGUGGCCGAGUGGAAAGAGGAGGGCAAGGCCCAAAUUGUUCCUGGUGUGCUCUUCAUCGAUGAAGUGCACAUGCUGGACCUCGAGUGCUUCUCAUACAUCAACCGUGCACUAGAGGAUGAGCUUGCGCCUAUCGUCAUUAUGGCAAGCAAUCGCGGUAACUCGAGGAUUCGAGGUACCAACUACAGAAGCCCUCACGGUCUUCCCCUCGACUUCCUAGACCGAGUCGUCAUCGUCAGCACGCAUCCAUACCAGAAAGAGGAGAUUCAGCAAAUUUUGGCUAUUCGCGCACAAGAAGAGGAGGUUGACGUGACCCCGGACGCAUUGGCGCUAUUGACGAAGAUCGGCCAAGAAGCCGGCCUUCGAUAUGCCAGCAACCUAAUCACGACCUCACAGCUGAUUAGCGCUAAGCGGAAAUCCAAACAGGUCUCUAUCGAAGACGUUCAACGCAGUUUCCACCUCUUCUACGACUCGGGGCGGAGCGUGAAAUUUGUUGCGGAAUUCGAGAAACGACUGAUUGGCGAAGCUGGCGUUGUCGAUCUGUCUGUUGCGAAUGGGGGUGGAGGUGCUGAUGCUAUGGAGCUCUCGUAAAUUUCCUUUUUUUGAUGGCGUUGGGCGAUCUCACUUGCGGUGGCAGUGAGCAAAAUGGCUAGAACAUAUUGUAUAACUAGGAAAAAUGGCGUCGAGGCAGAAUGAGCGGACAAUUCAUAAGUAACCCGGAUCCUUCCCAGAAUUCCUCUGAUUCUGGCAACUGAGCACGUGUACAAAGUCCAAACAAACUUCCUCAUAUCCUACACAUCCAGAACAAAACAGUAUCGAAGCC